AUGCGCCUCGGCAUCCUCUCCGUCCUGACGGCGCUGUACUUCAGCGCUGUCUGCGUCGUCGCUACGACGUGCACGCCUGAUUCGCAGCCCAACCCCUACGCCGACAUCAGCACUGGCAGCUACACCACCGGCACCAAGAAUGGCACCCUUGCUGUACUGCUCAUUACGCUUGAAGAGGCCCAGAAGGUCGUCGGCGACAUGUACACGAUCAACAGGGCCGCCUACCGCGAACUGAUUCCCGCCAUGCCCAAGGAUGCGUACCCGCUUUUCCUCCGGGCCGGCAUCGAGCAUGAUAUCCGGCUGCCUAACAAAGUCAAGCUUUCUGACCUCACCCGCGUCUCGAUCGAGUACCCGUUCCUCUCCCUCCCGAUUUCCAGGCCCUACACGUUCUUCCGCAUGGUCCCGACGCAGCUCAUAACCGCGUCCAAUGAGGACGAGAUCGGCAGGACUACUUCGUACGGCACCGAGGUCAUCCCGGCCACCUUCGACCCGCCCUGCAACGCCUACACCUACACGCGCGACGGCAAUGCCAAGGACAGGAAGGUCUUCCUCCAGGGCUUCAAGAAAGACGACACCAGCAUCCAGUUCGACAGCAAGUGGGAGACCAUCACCUCGCCGGACGGCAAGAUGCCCUGGACCUUGGACUUCUUCGUCAACAUCACCAACCAGCCUUCCUUGAGCGGCCAGGGCGUGGAUUGCCGCUCCCAGAAAACGAACUUCACCACCGACAUCUCGAAUGGCCAGUGGAAGCCGGUCGUGGUCAAGGGCUCGGUCGAUGUGGCUGGCGACCUGUACAAUGGCGGCGAUGGGAAGAAGUGGGAUGACGUUUGGGGCUAUCAGGUCGAUACGGCCUUUGCCGAGGUCAACCACUGGAAGUGCUGGGGGCUUUGA
This is a messenger RNA of Lasiodiplodia theobromae, 891 nucleotides long. RefSeq names its product Isoflavone reductase family protein. Lineage: Eukaryota; Fungi; Ascomycota; Dothideomycetes; Botryosphaeriales; Botryosphaeriaceae. The record is from RefSeq and is a predicted model, not a curated record. The transcript has 2 exons. The coding region runs from base 1 to 891 and encodes 296 amino acids.